Leishmania major strain Friedlin is the source of this 3183-nucleotide messenger RNA. RefSeq lists its product as hypothetical. The record is from RefSeq and is a predicted model, not a curated record. The transcript has a single exon. The coding region runs from base 1 to 3183 and encodes 1060 amino acids. Lineage: Eukaryota; Euglenozoa; Kinetoplastea; Trypanosomatida; Trypanosomatidae.
AUGGGCGCCACCCCGUCACGUGAGGCGAAGCCGACCAUUCGGUCGCUGCGUUACGGCAACCACGAAAUCGGUCUCAUCCCGAUCACUCGCGCCUACUUCAACGACCAAAACCCGCAACUGCGGCAGCAGUUCAUUCGCGUUCGCAAUGACCCCAACGUGCGCUACAGUCAUACACGCCCUCGCGGCUACAGCAUGGCAGAGGUGCCUCCUGCCAACUAUACGGAGGCAGACCUUGAAGCGUUUCUCGACACGGUUGAGCGCUCUUUGUUCGACACGAACGAGGAGAUGCUCGACGCCGGUGCACUGCAGACUCCAACAAUCAGCAUGGCGCACCUCCAACACCUCAUGCAGUGCGACGGGGAGGUAGACGUGUACGACCCAACGCUCGAGGAGGAGGCGGAGGACAGCGACAAGAGCAGCCAGCCGCCCACUUCCGUGGAACCGUUCUUCCUCGGCGCCAUUGGCACGCCAUCGUUGCCGCCCCACAACACAGUCAACAGCGGCCACGCGACAAGUCCGCAGAACCCGUAUCCGCCGCGUGAAACGACGAGUUGGCUGCGCUCUACGUCCCUGUCCCUGCGCGCCUCCUCGUCGGACGAGGCUGGCAACAGCCCCGCCCACUCGGUGUCAGCCGUGUCUGCCACUUUAUCUCUCAACGCCACCGCGUCGCACAUGCUGCUGCCCCCGGCAACGCCGACGGCACCGCCGCAGGACGAGAAGACGCCGAAGAUGCCGAGCGCCGAGGACUGUGCAAUCGACUGGUUCCUCAGGCUCAAGGGCUUCCUCCAGGCGCACCACCGCCGCGUGGACGAGUCCUGCAGCCCCAGUGACAGUGACACUCACAACCACCAUGAGCGGUCGCCGUGUGCGUCGCAGUUCAAGUCCGAGGAGUAUAUGCGCUUCAAGCGUGCCGUGCAGCCCGUGCCGUGCGCGGUGUUGUUCAUCUAUGUCAGCAACCGCGAGGAGCACGACUGUUUCACAUUCCAGGGCCACCGCGUGAACGUCAUCGGAAGCUUCGACAUGCGCAGCCACGACGAUGACCGCGACGCCUUCACACCAACGCUGCAGAUCCGUAAAGCUAUCCUCAAGGCUGCCGGCGACCGCACGCUCGAGCGCGUGCUCGCGCUAUCGACGAAAUACUACCUGGACAGCUUCACUGAGAUCGUCCUCCAGCAGCUGCAGCGACGCCCUGUUGCGGAGCUGUUGGCGGGCCUUGGCGAGGAGGCGCGAAAACUGCUGUGCGAGCUGCCCCCCAGCUCCCUCGUUGGCGGUACUGAUGGCUGCUCGUCCAUGCAUGACCCUGUUUCGGUUGCGCGGGCGCUCUUCUACGAGCGCAUCACAAAACUGCCGCUGGUAGUGUCGUCCCCUUUCAACAACUACCCUGCACUCAAGUUCAUCUACGACUUCACCUCCCUCACGCACAGCAUCGAGAACAGCCAGUUCGUCCGCCCAGGCGACCUGCGGCUGUGCACGUACGACCGUGAGAAGGGGGAGCGCGGCAUCGUCUUUCUAUUCCACGGCCGCGCGCUAGCGCUUACCUGGCUGUGGGCGACAACACAGACGCAGACGUCCACGGUCCGUGAGUCGUGGACGCAGUACACACUGUGCGAGCAUACCCAGUCCCGCGAGCGGCGCGUGCAGCACUGGCUCGCCACGGACCCACGGGCUAAGACGCUGCUCGGAGACUCGGCCAUCACGACGUGCUUUGAGCAGCACCUCGGGCACCUCCACAGCGAGAUCGUGCGAGCGCGCAGCACCCCGACGGACGACGCAACCUCGUGGUCUGGCGUGCAGGAGUACAGUCACGACAUGAAGCUUUACCGCAUCUUUCUGUCCCCGCUAUGUGGACCGCUGCUUACGACAGUCAAGACGGCGAAGCCGGAGAAGGCGAAGGAGCGCGGCAACGUCAAGAGGGCGUCGGCUCCCAGCUCCAUACCGAGCGCCGCAAACGGCGGCAAUGCAUCGACGGGCUCUCGCAGCAGAGUCACGUCGGAUCUGCGGCUGAUGAUGAUGUCGCCGUCAGGAAAUGUUUCGCCCGCGAACAAUCGCAGCUGCAUGCAGGCACGCGGCAAGAGGUCCCCGAACAGCCCACUGACGGGUCUCAGCACGUCUGGGAGGAUCCCGUCCACCUCAAACUUCUCCACCAGCGCCGCAACAUUGGGCGGUGGUAGCAGCAGCAGCAGCGCUCCGCUCUGUAUGAGUGGCACCGCCAACUGCACCUUCCUGCAUCCGCCUCCACACGCUCCAUCUUCCCUCAGCGGCGACGGCGCGACGCGGGUGACAAUGACAAGAGGUUUGAUGGCGCCUGCUGCCUUUAAGAGCCAGGCGGCUCCGAUUGCCGGCAUGCAUGCGCCGAUGCCUAUCUAUUUCACCGACACGCUGCAGCCUCCGUCGAUGGCAUCGCCGAGCAACUCGCUGCAUCUUCUGUCGCAGACGGUGCCGCCGUCGUCGGAGCCACCGCAAACGGGUUGCGCAUCGCCGAUGCUUGUAACCUCGCCACCCACGGGGCUUCCCUUCUCCGUGCCGUCCGCGCCUUGGUCGGUGCACUCCUUCAUCCAGUCGCCGCAGCCGUCACAGUCGAUGAUGCCGUCGCCAGGCCAGCCACCGACGGCGGUGUCCACCUCAUAUGUUGUGCAGGUAUCCAGUAAUGGUGUGCAGACGCUGAUGCCCAUCACGUUCGCGCCGACCCAGAGCUCGACUAUUCCAAGCGUGAGCUUCUUCCAGGCAGACACCACCCAGACGAGCAGCGCGAACGCGUCGCACACAGCCCAGCCGCCACCACCGCCGCCGUUUUCGGCGAUGAGGAUGGCAAGUGGGAAGGGCGACACGUCAUCGCUGUCCUCUUCGCAGCAGUCGUUUAGCAGCAAAGGCACGCCGCAAGCGGGAGCGUCCGUCCUCGGCAGUGUCUCCUCCUCAUACCCCCAUCCAGCUCACAACCUCGACGGCGCCGCUUCCGUGCCGUACCCGAAUAUGAUAGCCACCGGACACGGCGGCGCCCAAAUGGCCACCGCGCCCUAUCAGAUGGCCCAGCCGCAGUCAACGUCAUCGAUGUUUGCAACGAUGCACCAAGUGCCGGCACAACUUGUGAGCGACCCCACUGCGUGUUUUGCCACACCCAAAACCUACGUCCCCGUCGGCUACUUCAGCACGUCUGUACCUGGACCGGCUUCUAUGCCGCAGUGA